AUGACAUGGACAGCUGAAGAAGAAGACUGUUGUAGAUGGUUUGGAGUCACAUGCAACAACCAAACAGGUCAUGUUGCAGAGCUUUAUAUCAGCCACUGUAAUCUUGGAGGUGAGAUUAGUCAUGCGUUGCUUAAUUUAAGCAACUUGAUUAUUCUUGAUCUUUCCUAUAAUUCUUUUCAUGGAACUAUUCCCACCUUUAUUGGUUUAAUGACUCGAUUAAGGUACCUCACACUCCAUUACAAUAAUCUUAAUGGAAUCAUCCCCAGGUCCUUUGGUUCCUUGACCAAUUUGAUGUACCUUGAUCUUUCCUAUAACUCUCUUUAUGGAUUCAUUCCUCCAGAGUUUGGAAAUCUCACCUACCUGCAAGAGCUUGUUCUUGAAUCUAUUGGAAGAUGUGAAGUUGAAAACCUAAAUUGGUUGUCUCAUCUUUCUCACUUGGAGGAGCUUAGAAUGGAUGGGAUUUCCCUAGCCAAACAAAAUCAUUGGGUAGAUGUAAUGUUGAGUCUGCGAAAACUAUCAUAUUUAAGUUUAGAUGGAUGUGAGCUGUCACAGGUAGUGUAUCCAUAUUCUUCUUCAUUUCUCAACUCUUCUUCUUCAUCUAUUCAUACCCUUUCUCUUCCAAACAACAAUCUCACCUCAACCAUGUAUAGUUGGUUGUUCCCACUAACCAGCAAUAAGCUUCGUGUUCUUUAUCUCUCUUAUAACAUGUUAGAUGGGAUACCCGAAUACUUUUCUAACCUAUGUAGUUUGGAAUGGUUAGACUUUGUCAACAACUCUGUUGUUGUAAAAUUUCCUGAUUUUCUUAACAACUUGUCUGGAUGCACAUCCCUCACAUUGCAAUGGUUGGGUGCAUCUUAUAACCAGUUUACAGGAGGUUCCAUCUCUGAAAAUAUUGGAAAGUCAAAGGCUUUUACUAUAUUUCUUUCAGAAAACCCACUCCAAGGAGUUCCUUCCACAAAUCACUUGUCAAACCUUUCUUAUGUAGAGUUUAUAGAUAUGAGCUCUUGCGAUCUAGGGCCUCGUUUCCCCAAAUGGAUUCAAACACUGAUAAAUCUUACCUGCCUUCAUAUUUCCAAUGCUAGCAUUUCAGACACAAUUCCUCUGGAGUUUUGGGAUUCAUGGCCUUCUAAAUUAAGAUAUUUGAAUCUCUCUUCCAACAACAUCAAAGGGGAAGCAGCCGAUUUAUUAUCAAAUUUUGACAACAACUCAGUGAUAGAUUUGAGUUCCAACAGAUUUUAUGGUACGAUACAGAAUGUCUCCUCUGCUGUGGCAUUGUUAAACCUUUCCAAAAACAAAUUCAGUGGAGGAAUAUCUUUUUUAUGCCAAAUGGUUGAUGGAUUUUUAGAAUUUCUUGACCUCUCCCACAACUUUCUAAUUGGGCAACUUCCAGACUGUUUAUGGCAUUUCAAAAAUCUAAAAGUUCUUAAUUUAGGACACAACAAUCUAUCUGGAAGGCUUCCUUCCUCUAUUGGAUCUUUGAUGGAACUUGAGGCGUUGUAUUUGUACAUGAACAACUUCUCUGGAGAGUUGCCUUUGUCCUUGAAGAAUUGUACAAGUUUAAACUCAUUGAAUUUGGGGGCCAACAAGUUUUCUGGUAAUGUGCCUGUUUGGAUUGGGGAAAACUUAUCAAGGUUGUAUGUUCUUAUCCUGAAAUCAAACAACUUCUUUGGAACCAUCCCUUUACAAGUAUGUCAAUUACCAAAUCUUCAAAUUUUAGACAUUUCAAGAAACAAUCUCCAUGGAAGCAUCCCCUCAUGUUUAAAUAAUCUUACAAGCAUGGUUCAACAAGGAAUAUUACCAACACAAAACAUACAUUCCAUUUUAACUAACUGGUAUCGUUUAGGUGUUAUAUAUAAAUUACUUGAUGGUGAGUAUGUUGACCAUGCAAUGAUCGGGUGGCAAGGAGAGGAGCGUGAAUUCACUCGUAAUCUGGGAUUGUUGAAGACCAUUGACCUAUCAAGCAACAAUUUAACAGGAGGGAUACCUUCAAGCAUGUCACAAAUGACUUUAUUGAAUGACCUAGACGUGUCAUAUAAUAGAUUGUCAAGGAGAAUCCCAUCUAGCACUCAACUCGAGUACUUUGAACCUUCAAGAUACGAUGGAAACCUUGGAUUAUGUGGACGGUGGACCUCCCCUUUCCAGAAAAUGUCCAGGAGAUGA
This is a messenger RNA of Lactuca saligna, 2160 nucleotides long. Lineage: Eukaryota; Viridiplantae; Streptophyta; Magnoliopsida; Asterales; Asteraceae. The record is from the annotation of a GenBank genome assembly.